CAUCCUCUAACCUUAUUCCUCGGCCAGCAAUGGUGCCCAGUGGCCACACAGAUGGAUGGACUCUUUUCUUCCUGGCUGCUUUUGUUCAAUGUGUCCAUCUGCAGAGAAACAACAGCUCCCUGCUGGACGCUGAUCCGCUCUCUGAGAAUCAGACCUACCGGCCCGUUCUGCAGCCCACUGAAGUCGCUCCGACAACAGGAAGCUACGUGAUUAUAGGCCGCGAUGGGACACCGUGUAUCAAAGCCACGGUGGGAGCAGAGUUCAUCGUCACUGAGGAGAAGAAGACCUGGUUUUUCAACCUGAACCCGUCCAGGGUUAUGGUCAGUGGUUACUGCGGCAAUGACGAGGCUCUUCUCUCUCUUACACUACCAGGCAACGCUUCUGGUCUGCACUUCACCUUCAGGAAGGAAAAGGAAUCCGUCUACGUCGCCGACCUGACUGCAUACUUGUCUCCUCAGCCUGCGUGCAAAGGAUGCUUCAAUAAAACGUACUUGGGUUCAGUGACCCAGAAGAAGCUUUUCGAGGCAGCUAGUGGUCAAAGCUUCAAGUGCACGACAGAGCAGAGCAUCCGUCUGGGGUCUCAGCUGAGCAUCAAGCUGGGCCAUCUGCAGAUGCAGGCCUUCAGUCUGCAAGAUGGACAAUAUGGAAUAGCGUUGGAGUGUUGGCCUGAUUUUGAUCGCAGAAUAAUUCCCCACAUCAUCAGGGCCGUAUUGAUUGGUCUCCUACUGAUCACCGUGCUGAGUCUCCUGCUCAUCAGAGAACGCCGCAGAUCAGGAUACGAAAGACUUUAAUCUUGUGAAGUUAAAUGGAGAUAUAUUCAGUAAUAAAAAAUGUUUCUGUUGACGAGAUGUCUUAAAUGUAAACUCUCGUUAUCAUUAUAAUUAUUAUUAUUAUUGGGGAAGGACAGGUAGUUAAUAUUGUUACCUCAAAGCAAAAGGUUUUGUUGUUCAAAUCCUGGCAGGGAUCUUUCUGUGUGGCCCAUGGGAGUGAGUGUUUUUGUUAAUAUGUGACCUCUUGAUUGACUGUUGACCUGUCUGUUUUCUCUUGUCCUGCUCUGCCCAGCUGGCCUGCGGCAGGAGGGUCCCCCCUUAUAAUCCUGGUCCUGCUCAAGGUUUCUUCCCUCCUAGAGGGGAAUUUUCCUUGCCACUGUUUGGCUUAAUAAAGUUUAAAUAUAAGGUUUUUCUCCCACUAGGGGAGUUUUUUACCUGCCAUUGUUUAUGUUAUGUUUAUGUAUUAAUUGCUCGAGGGUCAUGUUCUGGGUCUCGCCUAGAGACAACUUAAUAGAAGCUAUAUAAAUAAAAUUGAAUUGAAUUGAAUUGAAUUUUGCCAGAAGGAAGCUAGGAUAGGCUCUAGCAGACCCUUAAUCAAAUAAAAUCAAAUCAAAUGUUAUUUGUAUAGCACCUUUCAUCCAAGUACAUGAAAUACAAAGUGCUUAACAUUUUGACGAAUGCACACUGACAUACAAUAUAGUUAAUUAAAAUGAAAUAAUGAUAAAAGUUCAAGAAUUAAGGCUAAAAAAUAAUCAGUCUACAACAAUAAAAUAUAAUAGUAAAAACAUUACAAGAAAUAAAUAAAUAAAUAAAACA
Messenger RNA from Cololabis saira (Pacific saury), 1586 nucleotides. RefSeq names its product lysosomal associated membrane protein 3 (gene lamp3). The record is from RefSeq and is a predicted model, not a curated record. Lineage: Eukaryota; Metazoa; Chordata; Actinopteri; Beloniformes; Belonidae. Gene Ontology annotation, cellular component: membrane. Bases 30 to 791 code for a protein of 253 amino acids. The transcript is spliced from 7 exons.